CGUCCACGUCUUCUCUAAGAGAACAGCAAAUACCAACUCCUUGUCUCUUCCAUACGAUGUCUUUUUUAUAGGACCAGACUGACAGAUUGACAGACUGACAGACUCUGCCUACGUUGAAUUAGCUUGUCUCUCUUUCCUGGCAGUGCCCCCCCACACCAGGCCUAUGCUCUCGACUCGGUGCUGACUGGGGUAAAUCCAGUACUUUCAGUCUCUCUGUUAUUCCGCCCUCUCACUCUCUCCGAUUUCUUUCCAACCUUCUACGCGUAUAUAUCCUCUUCCAGAUGGUGGAUGGUUGCGAUAACCCCUAUUCAGCGGGGAUUUGACUGUGGAUCGUGGAUCGUGGAUCGUAAACGAAAUCGGUCGAACACUAUCGAUGCUACUCGAGACGAAAGAAAAGGCCCAAACUUAGUCAUGGCGUGGUACUCGAUCCUCCCGUCGCAAUUUCUCUUUGUUGAGAGCUGGGCAGCCAGGAUAUUUAUCCUUCUCGGUCUCAUUACUAUGGGCCCCUGGGCUGCGCUGGUGAUCUUCGAUGUGGUCCUCUACGUUUAUCGCAUGGUGAUGUAUGAGAUACCGGUGAUCGGUGGGCGAGCCCGUGGGCGACAGAGGCCUCGGGCGCCGAGUCUGGCGGAGACGACGGCGCAGAGAAGUCCAUCGUCAGCCGACUUCAAGACUCGACCGACAGGGCAGGGCGGCGGUUUGAAGAUGAGACAUUCCCAAAGCGAAUGAUGUUCGACUACACGCUGGCGUGUUGAACAAUAUCCAGGUAAUAUUUGUGAUGGUCCGAGUGACUCGACUGUUUGAAUUAUUGAUACCCUAAUAUUAAAUUCUACAUCUACUACUUCCUGAUAAUGAUAAGGCUGA
Penicilliopsis zonata CBS 506.65 is the source of this 861-nucleotide messenger RNA. RefSeq lists its product as hypothetical. Bases 289 to 726 code for a protein of 145 amino acids. The transcript is spliced from 2 exons. The record is from RefSeq and is a predicted model, not a curated record. NCBI's taxonomy places the organism in Eukaryota, Fungi, Ascomycota, Eurotiomycetes, Eurotiales, Aspergillaceae.